AUGACUUGCAUAUGCAAGCUAUUACGACUCCCCCGAGCUUCAGCUGCGCAGACAAUUACUGGCACUGUUACGCAUCAUCAUGGACUUUUAUCGCAAAGUUUACAAUUAGUUCACUCUUGUCUUUCAUACGAUUUUAUUGGAUCAACCGGUGGCAGUGCAUGCAGUGGGACAGUAUGUGAUGGUUCAUCAUCAGGUAAUAGUUUGGAUGAUUUAGUUGUUGUACAAAUUCCGACAAGUUGGCGAUCAAUUUUUCUUGAUUCAGAUACUGUCCCAUUGUUUUUUCGUAUGUAUAGAAAUCUUUCUCCUGAUUUAUCUGUGCUGGCGCUCUCUUGUCUUGUUCAAAUCUCAAGUAUUCGACGCUCUUUAUUCACAAAUGCUGAAAGAUCGAUAUUUCUCGCGCAAAUUGUAUCUGGAUGUCGGAGUAUUUUAUUAUCAGUUUGUGGGAAUUCAACACAGACGAUGGCGACGACAACAACCACAGCCUCACCAACUGUCAUUGGUUCACCAUUGAAUAGACAUGUCACUACUACACCUAGUACUCCUACUACUACUCCGGAUAAGAGUAAUGGCAGUAGUAUGAAUAACAAUAAUGACGCGUGUAAUUUAAUGAAUAAUCCCGAAGCAUAUCAUGAAUUCUGUCUUCUGUUAUCCAGACUGAAAUGUAGUUAUCAGUUGAAUGAGUUGCUGGCACUCAGUGAUUAUGCUUCAUUUAUUGAAUUAUUGACUAUUUUCACUGUACAAAGUAUAAAGGUAUGUAAUGAUGAGUGCAGUCAAAACAGCCUACAUUAUUUAUUAGCACUAUGGCAACGUUUAGUUGCCAGUAUCCCGUAUGUACAUCCACCUGAUUCACAUUUAUUGGAUACUGUAACACCUCAAGUUGUUAAUGCCUAUAUCCAAUCAUGUUUAAGCACUAUACCAAAUUAUAUGAAUCAGGCCAGCAUACAUAUUAGUCGUGAAUCAAUACGUUCUGAGAAGAAAUCCACAGAAUUCAAUGCAUAUUCAUGGUGUACUGAUACACUGUCGAAACCAAUGUAUGCAAAUUGUUUUGUAUCUAGUAGUAAUCAGAAUCGUAACCUUCAUCAUCAUAGUAAUAAUAAUAAUUGUAGUAAUAAUAAUAAUACCUCGACAAAUGCAAAUAUUUCUGAAGAAGAUGUAGAAGAGAAUAAUUUAUCCUUGAAAAGUGAAUGCCUACUUGACGACUGGAUAACACUUUCACAACAAUUAGAUCGAGCGUGUUUAUGA
Molecule: messenger RNA, 1242 nt
Organism: Trichobilharzia szidati
Lineage: Eukaryota; Metazoa; Platyhelminthes; Trematoda; Strigeidida; Schistosomatidae
Source: the annotation of a GenBank genome assembly